Messenger RNA from Glycine soja, 3005 nucleotides. Its product is annotated as pentatricopeptide repeat-containing protein At1g74750-like. The coding region runs from base 137 to 2767 and encodes 876 amino acids. The transcript has 2 exons. NCBI's taxonomy places the organism in Eukaryota, Viridiplantae, Streptophyta, Magnoliopsida, Fabales, Fabaceae. The record is from RefSeq and is a predicted model, not a curated record. Gene Ontology annotation, molecular function: protein binding.
AUUCAUUUCCUUUACAAUCAUAAACAUAACCAAGUUCCCAACUCGGUUGGAAGCCGAGCCGCCACACACUCACACAACACUCUCUCUUUCCGUGUAACCCCUUCAAUGGUCUCUCAACACUGUUGAAAUUUGACCCAUGCAGACCAUGCUACGAGCAAAGCAGAUCACUGCACUUUCUAGCAGUGCUAGGACUUUUCUCAUUGGUGGUUCGCGUUGUAAUGCAGCAGAUGGUAGUUCAUGCUCUUGCACUGAGGAUGAAAUUUGUGUUUCUAGACGACAGCAUAUAAAAAAUCAUGUUUUACCUGCACAGAAGCCAUCCUCCCUAGCAUCCAAAGCUACUUCUGAGGUGGAUGAAACAUUGGUUUCAGAAAACUCAGUAAAUGGGCCAGCUUGCUGCAAGGCUAAGGGUGUUGACCAAUCUAGCUGUAUUCAGCAAAUCAGGUCUGCUUCAAGUCCGGCAUGUAAAUCAGAUUCUGUAACAUAUGCUUGUGAUAUUGAUGGUGUUCAGGAACAUGUUGAGCACUUGUCUCCUCUCAAUUCUGACCAGUUUUACAGGGCCAGUAUUGCAGCUAUAAAUUUUCUUUCUGAUUUAGCUAAUUAUAAGUUUCCUUUAUCAAAUGGAAAGGGCAUACUAAGCUACUCUAAAAACUGUAUGGUUGAUACUGCCAGAACCCCACCCAACAUCAGAUCUUCAAACGUGAAACAGAUUAAAAGGGAGAACUUUACCAGUGUUCAUCCAAGACCAUCUGUUUCUACCAAUUCGAGGUCUAAGCGUGCUGGUCAUCAUCAUAGUGGAAAGUGUAAAGGUGAUAAAUCAAAUUUAGGUAAAGGUUUUAAGCAUAUUCCUUCUUCUGGGAUGGAAAAGUCAGUGGUGUCUCCAAAUAUUCCUUUAAAUAAUCAUGAACACAGAGCCUUUCCACAGAGAACAACAACAAAAUCAAAUCACAUUGUGACAAAUUUUGGUUCCUACAUGCGUGCUUCAAACACACAGAUGGUGGAAGUGGUUCCUACAAUCAAGGAAAGUUUUAAUAAACAUCCCAGGGAUCUGAAAAUGUCAGCUAGAACUGCUCCAAUGAACAGGCGUAUUGUGGAAGUGGUUUCAGACAUACUAAGGCAGUUAAGGUGGGGUCCCACUGCAGAAAAGGCUUUGUAUAACCUGAAUUUUUCAAUGGAUGCAUAUCAAGCUAACCAAAUCUUGAAACAACUCCAAGACCCCUCAGUUGCUCUUGGUUUUUUUGACUGGUUAAGGCGACAACCAGGUUUCAGGCAUGAUGGACAUACUUACACCACCAUGGUUGGUAUCCUGGGCCGUGCUAGAAGGUUUGAUUCAAUAAGCAAGUUGCUAGAGCAGAUGGUAAAGGAUGGAUGCCAACCCAAUGUUGUAACAUACAACCGCCUUAUUCAUUGCUAUGGCUGUGCAAACUACCUGAAAGAAGCACUGAAUGUGUUCAAUGAAAUGCAGGAGGUGGGAUGUGAGCCUGAUCGUGUCACAUACUGUACACUCAUUGAUAUCCAUGCUAAAGCUGGAUUUAUUGAUGUUGCCAUGUCUAUGUAUAAAAGAAUGCAAGAAGCUGGUCUUUCUCCUGACACUUUUACUUACAGUGUUAUAAUCAAUUGUCUUGGAAAAGCUGGCAAUUUAGCUGCUGCCCACUGGCUCUUUUGUGAGAUGGUUGAACAUGGUUGUGUUCCUAAUCUGGUCACCUACAAUAUCAUGAUUGCCUUGCAAGCUAAAGCAAGGAAUUAUGAGAUGGCAUUGAAACUAUAUCAUGACAUGCAGAAUGCGGGAUUUCAACCUGACAAAGUUACUUACAGCAUAGUAAUGGAGGCACUUGGCCAUUGUGGUUAUCUCGAGGAAGCUGAAUCAGUUUUUGUUGAGAUGCAACAGAAAAACUGGGUGCCAGAUGAACCUGUUUAUGGUCUUUUAGUAGACUUGUGGGGAAAGGCUGGUAACGUUGAGAAGGCUUCGGAAUGGUAUCAGGCUAUGCUGAAUGCAGGUUUACUUCCAAAUGUACCUACUUGCAAUUCCCUUCUCAGUGCAUUCCUCAGGUUGCAUCGAUUGCCAGAUGCUUAUAAUCUUGUCCAAAGCAUGGUGGCUCUUGGCCUUAGACCUUCUUUGCAAACUUAUACUUUGCUCCUUAGUUGCUGUACAGAGGCACAACCAGCACAUGAUAUGGGAUUUUUCUGUGAGCUCAUGGCGGUUACUGGCCAUCCUGCUCAUGCAUUUUUACUGUCUAUGCCUGCAGCAGGACCUGAUGGUCAAAAUGUGCGGGAUCAUGUAAGCAAAUUCUUGGAUAUGAUGCACACCGAGGAUAGAGAGGGCAAAAGGGGGCUUGUAGAUUCAGUGGUGAAUUUUCUAAACAAGUCUGGGCUCAAGGAGGAAGCUGGUUCAGUUUGGGAGGCUGCUGCACAAAGGAAUGUGUAUCCAGAUGCUGUUAAGGAAAAAAGCUCUCGCUAUUGGCUUAUAAAUCUUCAUGUCAUGUCUGAUGGAACUGCUGUGACAGCAUUGUCUAGGACACUUGCUUGGUUUCGCCAACGUAUGCUGGUAUCCGGGAUUCGCCCUAGUCGGGUAGACAUUAUCACAGGAUGGGGUCGUCGGAGCAAGGUGACAGGAUCUUCUCUGGUGAGACAGGCAGUGCAGGACCUGUUGCACACAUUCAGUUUCCCAUUUUUGGCUGAAAAGGGAAAUUCAGGGUGUUUUGUGGGAUGUGGGGAGCCUCUUUGCCAAUGGUUGAACCACUCUUAUGUGGAAAGGAUGCAUUUACUGUAGUUGGCUAUCAUCCCAUACCUCUAAAUUCCUUGUUCCUCAAAAAAUAACAACGAAUCCUCUAUGAUAGUCUAUGCUUUCUAUAUUAUAUUAUUAUUUGUAAAUAUAAACGAAAGAGCAAAUUACACUGAUGUAAUUUGUUCAAAAUUACUUCUUUCCUUUUUAACUUUACAGUAAUCCCCUUUUACAAGAAUACACUGAGGAAUGUGAAUUUUGAAGAAAUCACAACUUUCGCAAGGGA